Messenger RNA from Schistosoma margrebowiei, 901 nucleotides. The record is from the annotation of a GenBank genome assembly. Lineage: Eukaryota; Metazoa; Platyhelminthes; Trematoda; Strigeidida; Schistosomatidae.
CGAAGAUCCCAAAGUACAAGUAGUUCGAUAAUUUUACGUUGCAAUGUUUGAGAUUUGAACGCUUGAACAUUGAAACAAAGUCCGGUGUGGCGGGACUGUGCGAAGUCGCGAGGUUCAAACUUGAUAAUGGACCAGAGUCUUGACGAUAUUAUCCAACAGAAGCGCAUCAGAGUAACUAGAGGUAGAGGUCGUGGACGCGGACGCGGUGGCGAAUCUUUGCGAGGUGUCCGUCGUGGUGGAGUUGCGCGGCGAAACACAAAUGGAAUGUCACGAGCCUUACCUGACAAAUGGCAGCACGAUAUGUUCCAAGAUGGUCGUAGCCCCAAAGGUUCUGCUAAUACAGUUGGAAAUGCAGCGAGGCUGCACAUUUCAAAUUUGGACUUUGGUGUUAACAAUGAUGAUAUAAAUGAACUUUUUCGUGAGUUUGGCGCAAUUCGAAAGGCUACUGUCCAUUAUGAUAGAAGUGGUCGUUCUCUUGGCACCGCAGAAGUCGUUUUCGUGAACCCACUUAGUGCAACAAAAGCCAAAAAUCACUACAAUGGUGUACCGCUCGAUGGGCGCCCAAUGGUCAUUCAGUUGGUCGGUGCAGCUGUUGAAACUACUGUAACAUCACGUCCCCGCGUUACUCGCCCUCGUGGUUCACCGAUUCGUCGGGGUUUCGGACGUGGUCGGGGUCGUGCACGUGGUCGCGGAAGAAUUCAGAAACCUACAGUUACUAAGGAAGAAUUAGACGCACAGUUGGCUGCUUAUAAUGCUCAGCGUGCUUGAUCUACUCUCACAACCUCUUGUUUUUGGAGUAGACUCGACAAAAUCUGUCAACUCUCCAAAUUUCUUGUCCCUAUUUAAUGUAUGUCUUUGAGUCCAUAUAAAAAAUAAAACAAUUUAUCAUAUAAAAGUUUAA